Messenger RNA from Cricetulus griseus (Chinese hamster), 2193 nucleotides. The record is from RefSeq and is a predicted model, not a curated record. NCBI's taxonomy places the organism in Eukaryota, Metazoa, Chordata, Mammalia, Rodentia, Cricetidae.
UGAGAAAAGUAUUUGGUUAGACUUUUUUGUGAAAGUAUUAAAAUUGUUUACACCUCUCUUUUCCUAAAUAAUCAUUUUGAUUAAACUCAGUAAUAUAUUGCUGCAGAAAGAAUCUAUAAAUGCAGAGAGCUGUGUGGAAGAGGAGACAGAAAGGUCGUAAAAGCCAGAGGAAAUGGAAGACACCAAGGAAACAGAGCCAGUAGAACUGACAUGCAUAGGAACUGGCAGAGACUGUGUCAGCAGGCAAUAGGCCAACACAGGUUCAAGCCACACAUUGAUGAGGAGCCACAAAGGACCUGUCUGCGCAGAACAACAGUAGCUCCUGGGAAUCGGAGUGCUACCUUAGCAAUAGCGCCAACUUAACAGGACAUGCAGAGAAGGUGGGAAUUGAAAAUUUUGAGCUGCUGAAGGUCCUAGGAACUGGAGAUUCAGCUGAGAGAUGACCUCUGGGUCUGCCUGUGGGGAAUUGUCUUGACUGCACUGAUUGGAAGACCUGCACAGGCGUAUGGGAAAGUAUUUCUAGUUCGUAAAAUAAGCGGCCAUGAUGCUGGGAAGCUGUAUGCCAUGAAAGUCUUGAAAAAGGCAACAAUAGUUCAAAAGGCUAAAACUACAGAGCAUACAAGGACAGAACGACAAGUUCUGGAGCACAUUAGACAGUCGCCAUUUUUGGUGACAUUGCAUUAUGCUUUCCAGACAGAGACCAAACUUCAUCUCAUCUUAGAUUAUAUAAAUGGUGGAGAACUUUUUACUCAUCUUUCUCAAAGAGAGCGUUUCACAGAGCACGAAGUGCAGAUCUAUGUUGGAGAGAUCGUGCUUGCCCUGGAACACCUGCACAAGUUGGGGAUAAUAUACCGUGACAUUAAGCUUGAAAAUAUUCUGCUUGAUUCUAAUGGACAUGUGGUGCUGACAGAUUUUGGUCUGAGUAAGGAGUUUGUGGCUGAUGAAACUGAAAGAGCAUAUUCUUUUUGUGGAACUAUUGAAUACAUGGCACCAGAUAUUGUCAGAGGGGGUGAUUCAGGACAUGACAAGGCAGUUGACUGGUGGAGUUUAGGUGUUCUAAUGUAUGAGCUACUAACAGGAGCAUCUCCUUUCACUGUUGAUGGAGAAAAAAAUUCCCAGGCUGAGAUAUCUAGGAGGAUCUUAAAAAGUGAGCCUCCAUAUCCCCAGGAAAUGAGCACUCUAGCUAAAGACCUGCUUCAGCGCCUUCUGAUGAAGGAUCCCAAGAAGCGUUUGGGAUGUGGCCCCCGGGAUGCAGAGGAAAUCAAAGAGCAUCUCUUCUUUCAGAAAAUAAAUUGGGAUGACUUAGCUGCCAAAAAAGUGCCUGCACCAUUUAAACCAGUAAUCCGGGAUGAGUUAGAUGUGAGUAACUUUGCUGAAGAGUUCACAGAAAUGGACCCUACCUAUUCUCCUGCAGCCCUGCCCCAGAGCUCUGAGAGGCUGUUUCAGGGUUAUUCCUUUGUUGCUCCUUCUAUCCUUUUCAAGCGUAAUGCAGCUGUCAUAGAUCCUCUUCAAUUCCACAUGGGAGUUGAACGUCCUGGAGUAACAAAUGUUGCCAGGAGUGCAAUGAUGAAGGACUCACCUUUCUACCAACACUAUGACCUAGAUCUGAAGGACAAACCAUUGGGAGAAGGAAGUUUUUCGAUUUGUCGAAAGUGCGUACACAAAAAAAGUAACCAAGCAUUUGCCGUCAAAAUAAUCAGCAAAAGGAUGGAAGCCAAUACUCAGAAAGAAAUAACAGCUUUGAAACUCUGUGAAGGACACCCCAAUAUUGUGAAGCUACAUGAAGUGUUUCAUGAUCAGCUCCAUACAUUUCUCGUGAUGGAGCUUCUAAAUGGGGGAGAGCUGUUUGAGCGCAUCAAGAAGAAGAAGCACUUCAGUGAGACUGAAGCCAGCUACAUCAUGAGGAAGCUCGUUUCAGCCGUGAGCCACAUGCACGAUGUUGGAGUAGUGCACAGAGACCUGAAGCCUGAGAAUCUAUUGUUCACUGAUGAAAACGACAACUUGGAAAUUAAAGUAAUUGACUUUGGGUUUGCACGCCUCAAGCCACCUGACAACCAGCCGCUCAAGACCCCAUGCUUCACCCUUCACUAUGCCGCACCAGAGCUCUUGACUCACAAUGGCUAUGAUGAGUCCUGCGACCUGUGGAGUUUGGGUGUCAUCUUGGUGAGUUUGUCCUAACAGUCUCUAUGCUUG